UUCGCAGUUGCAAUUUAAGUGACUUUUGAGCGGUUCGUCUUAUUUUUUACGAUACUAUUAUACACAGAGCAAAACGGCUGGGCCAAUGCUAAGGUCUAGUGGCCGCUUAUCAACACUACCAAAACAAUUGGCAACGCUGUGGCGUUUUCAAUUUGUUAAACAUCUUGCGAACUUUAAGAACACGCGCGUUGAUUAUCCAAUGGACGGCGAGAGUAAUAACAGCAUGAAAAUAGAUGCGCCCAGGCAGGACACAGUCGACGGCAGAGCAUCGCCGGCAUCAUCAGACAACUCGGCGGCGGGCAGUGAUGGUGAAUCGGACACGCCCUGGCACUGGCGCUGCCUGCCCAUCGAGGCCGUGCACCGCGGGCUGUUGCCCUUCGAGCUGGACCACCUGGGCGCUGUGCUACCGGGCGCCCAGCACAAGGUGCUCUACCGACAUCCGAUUCGCGAGCCGGAGACCGAGCCGCCGCGUCCGUUUCGGGGCGCACAUCGUUGGGACUCCGAUCAUGUGCGUCUGCCCUGUGCACCGGAGAGCAAAUAUCCCGUCGCGGCAGAGGAUGGCACCUCGGACAUCGAGUCGCGCUGGGGCAUGAUCAAGCGGGCGCUGCAGCGUCCCAUUUCCACUAGCAAGCAGCUCGAGGCGGCCAUUCUGACGUACAACAGCACGUACAAGGACCAAUGGAGCUUCCGGGCGCUGCACAAGCUCUUCAACGACGAGCUGGAUGAGAGCGAGUCGCGUGUCUUCUUCGAGGAUCUGCUGCCGCGCAUCAUUCGUCUGGCGCUGCGCCUGCCGGAGCUGAUUAGGGCGCCAAUACCGCUGCUCAAGCAGAAUCACACAUCUGCCGUGUCACUGACACAGGAGCAGAUCUCGUGCCUGCUGGCCAACGCGUUUCUAUGCACAUUUCCGCGCCGCAACACGCUCAAGCGCAAGUCCGAGUACGGCAAUUUUCCGGACAUUAACUUCAAUAGACUCUAUCAGGCCACCGGGUCAGCGGUGCUGGAGAAGCUGAAGUGCAUCUUCCACUACUUUCGUCGCGUCUGUCCCACGGAACGGGAUGCCAGCAAUGUGCCCACCGGCUGCCUGACCUUCAUGCGCGUCAGCGGGAAGCCCGAGGAUGAGGUCAAUUGGCACACGAGCUCUGCGGUCCUGGCCAGCGUGCCCAUGCACAUCAAUGCCGGCGGCACCAUCGAGGAUCAGGGCGUUGGCCUGCUGCAGGUGGACUUUGCCAAUAAGUUCCUGGGUGGCGGCGUGCUCGGCCACGGCUGCGUGCAGGAGGAGAUCCGUUUCGUCAUCUGCCCGGAGCUGCUCAUCUCGAAGCUCUUCACCGAGUGCCUGCUCUCCACGGAGGCGCUGCUAAUGGUGGGCAGCGAGCGCUUCAGCAACUACACCGGCUAUGCGAGCAGCUUCGUGUGGGCGGGCAACCACGAGGAUCGGACGCCGUACGACAAGUCGCGGCGCCGCCACACGGCGAUUGUGGCCAUCGAUGCACUACGAUUCGACCAGCAGAUGCAGUCGCAUCAGUAUCGCGAGGAUCUCAUUUUGCGUGAGCUGAACAAGGCGUCCAUUGGCUUCAGGCACUGGCUGUCGACGCCGGCGCCGGGCGUGGCCACUGGCAAUUGGGGCUGCGGCGCCUUCGGCGGCGAUCCGCACCUGAAGGCGCUCAUCCAGAUGAUGGUCUGCGCCCACCAUGGCCGUCCGCUGGCCUACUACACAUUCGGCAAUCGCCAGCUGAGGGAUGACCUGCACGAGCUCUGGCAGAUCUUCCGUGCCCAUGGCACCACCGUGCACCAGCUGUACUCCGUGCUGUGUCCCUUCAAGAAGACGGGCGCCGGCCGAACUCUGUAUGCCUUCGUGCUCGAGAGCCUGAAGGCGCUGCACAAGGUGCCCGAUGCCCAGCCCAAGCCAGCGGAUGCAGUGGCGCCGCCAGCUGCAGCAAAGCAACAGCAAAGUCCGGAUCUGUUUGCCGACUCGGAUUGCUCGCAGAACAAUGGAAUUGUGCUGUCGGAUAACGAUGAUGACGAUGCCGAGCAGGAGCAGGCCAACGCCAUGAUGUUGGCUGCGAGUCUGGACAGCGGCGGCGCCGGUGGCAGUGGCGGUGGCAGCUCCAGCAGCAACUCCAGCAGCAAUAGCAAUCACAUAACCACACCAGUUACAGCAACUGCAGCAACUGCAGCAACAGGAGCAGGAGCAGGAGCAGGAGCAGGAGCUGGAGCAGCAGCAGCAGCUGCUGCCACAAGUUCCCCAGCUCAUGCUGUGGGCAAGCGUCAGCAGACGCUCCUGGAGAUGCUGGACAAGCACUACGAGCAGGGGCAGGCGAAUGGCUCCAAGCGGCAGCACCAGUCGACGCCGACGGACAAGUGCGGCAAGGCGCGCAAGGAUUGCAAGGACGACGACGCGAGCACCGGCAACUGCAAUAGCCGAAAUUGAAAUUGAAAUCGAAAUUGAAAUAGAAAUCGAUUGCCCGACUGUUCAGUUUCCAUAUAGACAGACAUUCAGUCGGAAGUCUCACGGUUGCGAUCUGUUGCCAUCUCUUUCGCAUUUGUACCACGGCAAUUACUUAGCUGUGUUCUCCCUCAUAACGGUAUAGACUCGUAGCAGUCUACAGAUUAUCUAUACACACACACAUAUAUAUAUAUAUAUAUAUAAAUAUAGAGCGAUAUACGAUAGAUAUGUAUGCUAUAUAUAUAUAUAUACUAUAUAGACCGUUUUAUAGUAGUUUGUCGCUUUUAAGCGUAGUUUAAUAUUUAUAUGCGUCGCAGUCGUAAGUGCUGCGAAUAGAACACGAGUUGUAUUUACCUAUUGAAUAUAUAGAGUUAUAUAUUUAUUUAUUUUGAUUGUAUAUCAAAUCAGAUCAUAGCUGAAUCAGAUUGUUAUACUCCCCUUUAGAGCGAGAAGCAAAUUUCGAUCGAAAUAGAACCAAAUUCAAUUUGAAUUUAUAUAUUCGCAUUUGUAUUAUUAUCACUAUAAUUACAAUUUUGUUUUAUUUUAUUUUUUUAACCCUAUUUAAUAUUAGUUUUAAUUCGACUAACUUUGACUUUGAUAUUGAAUAAUGCAUCUGUGAUACAAAAAAAGAAUCGUAUCUGAAUAGAUUUUUGUUGUGCGCGCGCUUGGUUCUCUUCAAUAAAACAAUCUUAUGUUGUCCUCCAAAAAAACUAAAACAAAAGAGAGCAAAAAGGAAA
Drosophila mojavensis is the source of this 3180-nucleotide messenger RNA. It is a transcript of the gene Parg, whose product is annotated as poly(ADP-ribose) glycohydrolase. The transcript has 3 exons. The record is from RefSeq and is a predicted model, not a curated record. Gene Ontology annotation, molecular function: poly(ADP-ribose) glycohydrolase activity. Bases 86 to 2428 code for a protein of 780 amino acids. Lineage: Eukaryota; Metazoa; Arthropoda; Insecta; Diptera; Drosophilidae. Gene Ontology annotation, biological process: carbohydrate metabolic process; regulation of DNA repair; nucleotide-sugar metabolic process. Gene Ontology annotation, cellular component: cytoplasm; nucleus.